Molecule: messenger RNA, 1316 nt
Organism: Conger conger (European conger)
Lineage: Eukaryota; Metazoa; Chordata; Actinopteri; Anguilliformes; Congridae
Exons: 18
Coding region: 94-1233 (379 amino acids)
Biological process (GO): positive regulation of transcription by RNA polymerase II
Cellular component (GO): nucleus
Molecular function (GO): protein binding; single-stranded DNA binding
Source: RefSeq, a predicted model, not a curated record
CAGUAAAGGGUAGCUAUGGAGAUAGAACGUUAUCCUGGCCGCUUUCUUUGACAGGUGUUGAGUGGGGUAAAAAGUCUUAAAACAGAAUCCACAAUGUACGCCAAGGGGAAAGGAGCUGUCGUCCCUUCCGAUAGCCAAGCGAGAGAAAAGUUAGCGCUGUACGUGUACGAGUAUUUGCUGCACGUUGGGGCGCAGAAGUCCGCACAGACCUUCCUGUCGGAGAUCCGAUGGGAGAAGAACAUUACCCUGGGAGAGCCUCCAGGGUUCCUGCACUCGUGGUGGUGUGUAUUCUGGGAUCUUUACUGCGCCGCCCCAGACCGCCGGGAGACCUGCGAGCAUUCCAGCGAGGCCAAGGCCUUCCACGACUACAGUGCAGCGGCCGCCCCCAGUCCAGUGAUGGGGAACAUGCCCCCCAACGACGGCAUGCCUGGGGGACCCAUGCCCCCCGGAUUCUUCCAGGGUCCCCCCGGCUCCCAGCCCCCCCCACACAACCCCAGUAAUCCCAUGAUGGGACCUCAUGGACAGCCCUUCAUGUCUCCACGGUAUCCAGGUGGACCCCGCCCCUCGCUCCGCAUGCCAAAUCAGCCUCCCGUGGGAGUUCCAGGGUCACAGCCCCUCCUGCCAAACAGCCUGGACCCCACCAGACCGCAGGGUCACCCCAAUAUGGGCGGACCAAUGAGAAUGAACCCCCCCAGAGGGAUGGGUGGCAUGGGUCCACAGAACUACGGGGGGAUGAGGCCGCCUCCAAACUCAAUGGGAGGCCCCGGAAUGCCAGGGAUGAACAUGGGUCCAGGUGGGCGUGGCCCUUGGCCCAACCCCAAUGCUAACUCGAUAGCAUACUCGUCCUCGUCUCCAGGCAACUACGUGGGUCCGCCAGGGGGAGGGGGUCCUCCGGGAACUCCCAUCAUGCCCAGCCCAGGAGACUCCACGAAUUCCAGUGAAAACAUCUACACAAUGAUGAACCCUAUCGGCCCAGGAGGCAACAGACCCAACUUCCCGAUGGGACCGGGUCCUGACGGACCGAUGGGAGGGAUGGGCUCAAUGGAGCCGCACCACAUGAACGGGUCGCUAGGGUCAGGUGACAUGGAUGGGUUGCCAAAGAACUCUCCGAACAACAUGGCGGGAAUGAGCAAUCCCCCGGGAACGCCGCGGGACGACGGGGAGAUGGCGGGAAACUUCCUCAACCCGUUCCAGAGCGAGAGUUAUUCACCCAACAUGACGAUGAGUGUGUGAUUCAUUUUAUUUUUUAUUUUAUUAUUUUUUUUAUCUUUGUUUUUUUUUUGUUGUCGUCUCCGACUCCUACCCCGAAUCUCCAC